Callorhinchus milii (elephant shark) is the source of this 1275-nucleotide messenger RNA. It is a transcript of the gene fam163aa, whose product is annotated as family with sequence similarity 163 member Aa. Bases 682 to 1152 code for a protein of 156 amino acids. Lineage: Eukaryota; Metazoa; Chordata; Chondrichthyes; Chimaeriformes; Callorhinchidae. The transcript has 5 exons. The record is from RefSeq and is a predicted model, not a curated record.
GAAGAGAGGAGGGGGAGAGAGAGAGAGAGGGAGAUGUUUACAAUUGAACUUUCCAUCAGCAUCGAUGCAGUAGAUCUUGGGAUGUAUUUUUUUUAAUCUCUGUGGAUGCUCUGUUGGGUGAUAUUUCAAACCUAUUUUCAACUCCGAAAUUGGAUUUCUAACUCCAUAAAUCUGUUGGAUUCUGAUAAUGAGCAUCUCUGACCAGCAAAGCAGCUCUCCCCGAUUGGGUCUGGGGGAGUAAAAAGGGAGAGAGGGAGAGAGGGAGAAAUGCACACACACACACAACGUUAAAGCUUUCCUCCUGCAAAUUGCUAACGCUAAUCUGCUCCUGUCCAAGGAACGAUUGGACUAACUUAACUACAUGAGCACAACCUCAGCAUCUCCAUCACCGCCCACUUCAUCCACCGACACCAAAAACCUGGAUUUCACUGCCCUGCACUGAAACCCCAUUGCUUUGGAAAAGAGACAGAGAGAGAAAGAAAAAAAGGAAAAGAAAAAAAAGAGAGAGGAUAAAUUAACAAAUGAGACAGACGCCCCACGAGUCAAAAAGCAACACAGAAACUGGAAGAGAGAGGAUACAGACCUUCUGCUGUUAGUCUGGAUCCACAACUCAAGGGCCUCAUGUAACAGGGACGACGUACAGCAUCCACUGUUCUAAUGGUUUGAUGGAGAAUUGGUCGGAUGACAGCUGGAACCGUUGUUAUCACCGGUGGAAUACUAGCAACAGUGAUACUGCUGUCUAUCAUAACUGUGCUCUGUUACUGUAGACUCCAGUAUUAUUGCUGCAAGAAAGAUGAAUCGGACGAUGAGGAGGAAGACUCUGAUUUUCCCAAUUAUCCGCACUUCCCAUGUAAUGCGUGCGGGGUGCAUGUUGUGGACGGGUCAGCCAACGAGUUCACUUCUCCGCUGGAGCCGAGCCAGACAGCCACGAGAAAGCACUGCCCCGGCUGCUCGCCCCGGCACUCGCCUUUUUACAUACGGACUACUGACGACAUGCGCAAUGGAGGCGAGCGCGUCACCUACACGCCGACCCGGUACAAACAGCCAGGGAUGGGCAUCAAAAUGUCUACGCUUCAAAGUUUCCCAAUGAACCAGCAAAGCUUUGCCCAGGACACCUUUGCGAACGUUAGGGCUAUAAGUACUGAAGUAUGAAUGACAGCCAGACUGGUAUGUGUGUGUGUUGGGAAGUGACUGAAGCAAUGGGUUGGGGUGUCUUUCUAUUCCAGACACAGCUGGAGUUACAGUCCUAGAACAAUACAAAAGAAAUAACAAGAU